Molecule: messenger RNA, 222 nt
Organism: Iphiclides podalirius (scarce swallowtail)
Lineage: Eukaryota; Metazoa; Arthropoda; Insecta; Lepidoptera; Papilionidae
Source: the annotation of a GenBank genome assembly
AUGCGCGGGAGGUCGCCACCCCCCCACCACCCGCCACCCUCCGCGGCCCGCGCCACCGCAGAUGACGCUAGCAAUUACGUACAACUAUGUCUUUUGUGCCGGGGCCCGCCAUCGGCCUCGACACCGCGCCCCGGGCGGCGGACGCGCAUUCCGGCCGAGGCGCAAUUACGGCUUACCUACUGUGUUAAAAUUAGAAAUAGCGCCUUGUUCCUGGACAAUAGC